Messenger RNA from Phascolarctos cinereus (koala), 1015 nucleotides. Lineage: Eukaryota; Metazoa; Chordata; Mammalia; Diprotodontia; Phascolarctidae. The record is from RefSeq and is a predicted model, not a curated record.
GAGAAGCAGUGUGCCGGGGAAGAUGCAGCUCCCUAUAUUUGUAGUAGAUGCUUUUACUAGCGAAGCGUUCCGGGGGAACCCUGCCGCUGUUUGCCUCCUAGAAAAUGAACUGGAUGAUGAAACGUGCCAAAAAAUUGCAAGAGAAAUGAAACAUUCUGAAACAGCUUUUAUCCAGAAGCUCCAUCCAACAGGCAACUUUACCCAAAAUUCCUGAUUCAGGCUAAGGUAGUUCACUCCUACGACUGAGGCUCCUUUCUGUGGUCAUGCUACAUUGGCUUCCUCUGCCAUGUUAUUCCACAAAAUAAAAAACAUGAAUCCAGCUCUAACUUUUGUCACUCUAAGUGGGGAACUGAAAGCCAGACGGGCAGAAGACGGGAUCAUCAUGGAUCUGCCACUUUGUCCCACCCAUCCCAAGGAUGUUAUAGAAGUCCAGGACUUAAUCAAGGUGGUGCUGGGCAAUGUGCUGGUUCAGGAUGUCCAUUAUUCUCCAGACACCAAGUACCUCCUUGUUCGGAUUGACGACUCUCAUGGAAGGUCCUUCCUAGAGAACCUGGAAGUGAACACAAGGAAUCUGACAGAGAUUGACAGUACAGGGAAAGUGCAGGGACUCUUGCUCACCGUGAAGGGCGAGGGAGGCGGAAAGACCCAAGGUUAUGACUUCUACUCCAGAUUUUUUGCCCCCUGGCUUGGUAUAAGGGAAGACCCCAUCACAGGGUCUGCCCAUGCCGUUCUUGGUAGCUACUGGUCCCAGCAGCUGGGGAAGAAGGAAAUUCAGCGUGUCCCAUCUUAUUACGCUGAUGGGAAAAUGGGCGGCGUCCUGUUGUUCAACCGGACAAAGGAGCAGCUGGGCACAAUGCGGAGAGGAGUCAUCAAGCAGCUGGAGAACACGGCGCCAAAUGUGCUGAGGCUGGACGAGGUGGCCGCCAGCGUCCCUUCUCUCCUGAGCUCUGCCAUCAGCACCCGCUACUCCUUUGUUCGAGUUCCAACUUGCAGUGUCCAUUUUGAUCUCAGCUGA